UUUCCCCAAUCCAAAGCUAAGCACAAAUCUCCCGCAUAAAACCCUCUCAAUCUCCUCCAAGCUCCCCAUCCAUGGCGACCCACCACCUCCCUCUCUAUCGCCCCUCCAUUUUCCGCUCCUACCUCCAUCGCCGCACCUUGAACCCCCGCUUCCCUUCCCUCCGCCCCUCGCGUUCGUCUUCCGAUGACUCCUACCUCUCUAUGUGGAAGAAUGCCGUCGAACGGGACCGCAUGUCACAGGACUUCCAAAGGCUUUCUUUUGAACCGGAAGCCGGCGAUGACGAUGGUGAUGGUGAGAGCGAGGAGACGUUGGUGAAGAAGACGGAGAUGUUUAAUAAGAUUCUUGAAGUGCCGAAGGAGGAGAGGGAUAGGGUGCAGCGGCUUCAAGUCAUUGACCGUGCGGCGGCGGCGAUCGCCGCUGCGCGUGCGAUUAUUAAGGAAGAUCCUCUCCCGAAGCCUGCCGCGGCUUCUGGAUCGGAUUCCCGGUGGGUUUGACGUCACCGCCGGCGGAGAAACUAUCUUCCGACGCCCCCCGCCAUCUGGUUUACAGGGUGGCAAUGUAUUUCCUGCUCAAUCAGAUGCCAGAACUCCUGGUCCAGAUUUUUGGUCAUGGUCACCUCCACCUGACACCAAGAGUACACCACAGGAAGACCUCACUUUAGAACCAGCUAGAAGCUCAAGUUCAUCUCCAAAUUCAUCUGGCUCAUUGCUGGAGAAAGAACCUGCUUUAGAGUUUUUAGCUAUUCCAUUUGAGAGUUCAGAACAGGAACAUAGUCCUCCUCUACCACCUUUUCAAUCACUCAUGGGCAUUGAGAAACCAGAUAGCAAAAUUUCUAAUUCGGAUCUUUCUUCUGCAAGUAAUGAACAUAAGCUUGAGGUGCUAUUCUCAAGGAAUGCAACAGAGGCUGCUGAAGCACUUGGUAAGGCUAAUGAGGCAUCAUUGCAUGGGGUAAACCCAGAUGGUUCAAAAUGGUGGAGAGAAACAGGUAAAGAACAAAGACCAGAUGGGGUGGUUUGCAGGUGGACAUUGACAAGGGGAGUUAGUGCCGAUGGAUCUGUUGAAUGGGAAGAUAAGUUUUGGGAGGCUUCUGAUCAAUUUGAUUAUAAAGAGCUUGGUUCUGAGAAAUGUGGUCGUGAUGCUGCCGGUAAUGUUUGGCGUGAAUAUUGGAGGGAAUCAAUGUGGCAGGUAACGUCACUAUUAUCUAUUAUCAUUGUUUUUCUAAUUGCUGCUCACUAUUGCCAUAUCAUCAGGCCAAUGGGCAUGCCUUUACAGAUGCAACAAUUAUCGUUUUUAUUUAUAACCAUUUCCCAUUUUUAUAGUAUUUUUCCGUUGUUCUGUUAUUGAUUGUUGAAAUCCCUU
This is a messenger RNA of Dioscorea cayenensis subsp. rotundata (Guinea yam), 1359 nucleotides long. RefSeq lists its product as uncharacterized. Gene Ontology annotation, molecular function: starch binding. The record is from RefSeq and is a predicted model, not a curated record. The transcript has 2 exons. Lineage: Eukaryota; Viridiplantae; Streptophyta; Magnoliopsida; Dioscoreales; Dioscoreaceae. Bases 802 to 1344 code for a protein of 180 amino acids. Gene Ontology annotation, biological process: regulation of starch metabolic process; starch metabolic process. Gene Ontology annotation, cellular component: chloroplast stroma; starch grain.